Messenger RNA from Spirometra erinaceieuropaei, 210 nucleotides. The record is from the annotation of a GenBank genome assembly. Lineage: Eukaryota; Metazoa; Platyhelminthes; Cestoda; Diphyllobothriidea; Diphyllobothriidae.
AUGAUGAUGAAGAAUAAGAAGGGGAAGAAUAGAAGAAUGGGGAACGUGACUGAUGAUGCUGAUGCUGAUGAUGAUGACGACGACGACGACGACGAUGAUGAUGAUGAUGAUGAUGAUGAUGAUGAUGAUGAUGAUGAUGAUGAUGAUGAUGAUGAUGAUGAUGAUGAUGAUGAUGAUGAUGAUGAUGAUGAUGAUGAUGAUGAUGAGUAG